Messenger RNA from Serpula lacrymans var. lacrymans S7.9, 3609 nucleotides. RefSeq lists its product as uncharacterized. The record is from RefSeq and is a predicted model, not a curated record. NCBI's taxonomy places the organism in Eukaryota, Fungi, Basidiomycota, Agaricomycetes, Boletales, Serpulaceae. The transcript has 11 exons. Bases 1 to 3609 code for a protein of 1202 amino acids.
AUGAUAUUUGAGAGAGCUCACGAGCUAAUGAGUAGAAAGAAGAGUCGUGUAGAAAGUGCGGAGAACAGUGGCCAUGGUGAGGGCCAUAGUGGGGAUGUAUGUGACAUAGAGACUACGGCUGUUGAAAUAGCCAAUCCAACGAGCCCUGUAGCGCACAGUCUUGACAUUGACUCGGAUACACCACUCUCACAGCGUCGCACACGAAGAACAAAUCGCAGACUGCCAAAACGAUUUCGUGAUAUACUCCCCCAGCCUUCAUUAUCAUUACCCUCAAGUAUCCAACAGCCGCUUUCAGCACCACAGCCAGGUUGUGAAAGUCGCAGCCCACCUCUAAAUGAGCCACCACCCAGUACUCAGACCGGUGGUGCCCUGACUCAAACAUUGUUUCGCACAGUCAAGAAUAUAUUUGGAGUACUACGACAGUACACCCAUGGGCCACCAUCUCACAAUGCCAGUGAUCACCAGUCCCCUCACGAGCUCUGUACACCAUUGUACCCCCACAAUGAUUCUAUGAACAUAUUGUCAUCGUCAUCAUCCGAGAUCCAUCCGCAAUGCAGCACUCAAAGCACCAACCCCUAUCAUCCAUAUCCAAAUAAAAGCACCCUUCUCCUAGGUGACUGGUACUGGAACCAUGGUGCCCGCAAGUCACAGGAAAACUUCCGCAUGCUUUGCGACAUUAUCGGUGAACAAGGCUUCUCACCAGCUGAUGUCAGCAGCGCAAACUGGCGUAAGAUUGAUGAAUCACUUGUCACAGUGGGCGACAGCGACGGCAAUAGCUCAGACUGGCUGGACGACGGUUGGAGGACAAGUCCAGUCACUAUUUCUGUCCCAUUCCACAAGAGAAUGGCAGAUCCAGGUCCAAAGGAAUUCAUUACUGCCGACUUUCACUAUCGCUCCAUACUAUCUGUCGUUCAAGAAAAACUUGCUAAUGAACAUGAAAUGGACUCUUUCCACUAUGUCCCCUAUGAACUUCACUGGCAACCUGAAGGCCAAGAUGAGACACAACUUUAUGGUGACCUAUAUACAUCUCCAGCAUUUGUUGAGGAAAAUCAGCGCCUACAAGACUCCCCUCCAGAACCUGGGUGUGAUCUGGAGAGGUGUAUACUAGCACUGAUGUUCUGGUCUGACGCAACACAUCUCACGUCGUUUGGCAAUGCAAAGCUGUGGCCUCUAUACAUGUUUUUCGGCAAUGAUACAAAAUACAGGAGAUGCAAGCCUAGUUGCCACUUGUGUCAUCACAUUGCAUACUUCCAAACACUCCCAGAUUCAUUCAAGGAUUUUGCAAAUGCAUUUGCGGGUGGCAAAGGAGUUAAUGAUGCUUUCAACACACACUGCCAUCGGGAGUUCAUGCAUGCACAAUGGACCAUCCUUCUUGACAAGGAGUUUAUUGAAGCUUGCAAGCAUGGCCUUGUAAUUACGUGUUCUGAUGGUAUAAAACGGCGUUUUUACCUUCGCAUCUUCACAUAUUCUGCGGACUAUCCGGAAAAGGUUCUUCUCACUAGCAUCAGGAACUUGGGAGCUUGCCCAUGUCCACGAUGUUUGAUUCCAAAAGAUUGUAUUCCAGGGAUGGGCACAAAGCAAGAUAUGAGACAACGAAAGACAUUGGCACGAGUAAACAAUUCUCAAUAUCAGCGGAAGGUAGACAUAGCACGCAGUUUGAUUUACGAGAAAAAUCAUGCAGUAAACAGCAAUGCAGUCGAAAGACUACUAAAGGAGGAGUCUUUGGUUCCAACGUUGAAUGCAUUUUCGGCUGCGCUUACACCCCUUGGAGUCAACAUUUACUCUCUUUUUGUCGUUGAUAUUCUGCAUGAAGUUGAACUGGGUGUCUGGAAAGCAAUAUUCAUUCAUCUCAUUUGCAUUUUGGAGUCACAUGGUGAAGGAUCGGUUCAUAAACUGGAUCAAAGGUACCGAAACAUACCACCAUUCGGACAAGACACAAUCCGAAGGUUCUCAACAAACUCGUCCGAAAUGAAAAAGAUGGCAGCCCAUGAUUACGAAGAUCUCUUACAGUGUGCUAUACCAGCUUUUGAGGGCCUCCUACCCGAGCCGCAUAAUAAAAACAUACUCAACCUGCUAUUUAUUAUGGCACAGUGGCAUGGUCUUGCGAAGCUGCGAAUGCACAGUGAUGAAACUUUGGAAUUCCUUGAUCAAGCUACGACAUUGCUCGGACACCAACUUUGCAAAUUUCAGCAGGAAACAUGUCCCGCUUUCAACACCAAGGAGCUUCAACGUGAAAUUGAUGCCCGAAACCGACGCCAGGCCAAGCAGCAAUCAAGUAGUAGUAAUGCACGCGCACCACUGUCAAAUAACAACGCUCGACAACCAAAAGCAUUUAAUCUCAACACAUACAAAGUUCAUGCCCUUGGUGACUAUGCUGCCACCAUUAGAAGACUAGGCACAACAGAUUCGUAUUCCACACAAAUUGGUGAACUUGAACACCGCACACCAAAAGCAUCUUAUUCUCGUACAAGCAAAAAGGUGUUUAUCAAGCAAAUUACAAAGAUUGAACGACAUGAGAACAUCCCCGCUUCACCUGAAACCCAUCACCAUAUCGGAAAGGCACAGAACCAUUCUAUUGACAUCCAGGGAUUCUUACAGAAACGAACAGGCGACCCCGCUAUCAAGGAGUUUUUGACUAAACUCCGAGCGCACCUUCUUCCACGACUGAAGGUAGCUCUCCUCACAGACCAAAACAAGCCUGCCGCUACAAGCAGUGAAACGGGCACUUUUGCGGGAGAUAACGCAUUAGAUGGAAGCUACAUCAUUUUCCAUAAUAAUCGUAUCUACCACCACAACAUCAUCCGCCUCAACUAUACAACCUAUGACAUUCGACGGGCGCAGGACGUAGUGAACAUAAACACAUCACACAACAGUAUUAUGAUGCUCUCUGACCGAACUAUAGACUCUGGCCAUCUGUUCUUAUAUGCAAGGGUCCUAGGAAUAUACCAUGCAAAUGUUAUUUAUGCUGGACCUGGAAGUUACGACUACCAAGCUCACCGCAUGGAGUUUCUCUGGGUUAGAUGGUAUGAGCCUCUCAGAGACAGUGACUGCAAUACUGGCUGGCAUCGUCGUCAGCUUGAUUCAUUUCAGUUCCUGCCCACUGACCACCAAGAUGCAUUUGGCUUUGUAGAUCCAGCUGAUAUACUUCGUAUCUGUCAUGUUAUCCCCCGAUUUUCAGAAGGGCCUUUGCAUCCGCAUAGGAUUGGUACAUCACUCUCUGCGAAAGACUCGGCAGACUGGAAGACAUACUAUGUGAAUAGAUUUGUUGACCGCGACAUCAUGAUGCGCUAUUAUUAUGGCUAUGCUCCUGGCCACUUGUACGCUAAACGCUCACGAGGAAAUACUGAGCCGCCCUGUGGAAUACCAGAUGAAAUCGCCGCAGCAACAGUCACAGAUCCUGCAGAUGAAGUUUCCAAUCAUGCACGCCAAUCUGAAGCCCCGGAUUUGCUUGGUUCGGAUGCAGAAAACCAUGAAUAUGAGGGCCGAGCCUCAUCAGUGAGUGAAGAUUCUCAAUCAACCUCCUCCGACUUGCCUUCAGAAGAGGGAGAUCAAGAUGAUGGAUUGCAGGUCUACGGCCUCAAUGAUGAGAGUGACAGGAAUUUUGAUUAG